This is a messenger RNA of Bipolaris victoriae FI3, 2151 nucleotides long. RefSeq lists its product as hypothetical. The record is from RefSeq and is a predicted model, not a curated record. Lineage: Eukaryota; Fungi; Ascomycota; Dothideomycetes; Pleosporales; Pleosporaceae. Bases 1 to 2151 code for a protein of 716 amino acids. The transcript has a single exon.
AUGCGUCUCUUGCAACGCAGCAGCACUGGCGACUUCCGCCUCACCAAGGAUUUGAUUGGCGAUGAGACUAUCCCUCCGUAUGCGAUACUUUCGCACACAUGGGAAGCAGACACAGAGGUCACCUUUGCAGACAUGGCAAAUGGGACUAGCACGGAUAAGUUUGGCUAUAGGAAGAUCCAGUUCUGUGGAGAGCAAGCCAAACAAGACGACUUGCAAUACUUCUGGAUUGACACCUGUUGUAUCGACAAGUCAAACCACGUUGAGCUUCAGGAGGCCAUCAAUUCCAUGUUUCGCUGGUACCAGAAUGCGGUGAAAUGCUACGUCUAUCUAUCCGAUGUUUCGACAGCAAAGCCGAACACAUAUGAAUUCUCUGGCUCUACUUGGGAAUUGUCUUUCCAGAAAAGCAGAUGGUUUACUCGUGGUUGGACCCUUCAAGAGCUUCUUGCCCCGCGUUUAGUCGAAUUCUUCUCCCAAGAAGGCACGCGUCUAGGUGACAAGAAAUCGUUAGAGCGGCAAAUUCAUGAGAUAACGGGCAUCGCUACCCUAGCCCUCCAAGGAGCCCCAUUAGAGGAGUUUGAUGUUGAGGAGCGAUUAUCGUGGGCAAAAAGCCGUCGGACCACCCGCAAAGAAGAUAGAGCGUACUCGUUACUGGGUAUAUUUGGGAUCUACAUGCCACUCAUCUAUGGUGAAGGCGAAGAUAACGCAUUCAGACGGCUCCAGGAAGAGAUCAACAAGCCUUUAAACGGCCGCCAACGGAAAAUGGAUUCGCUUUCUAUUGUGGACGCAUCCACCACCACCAUCCGACUCAUCGAUACCACAUCGAUAUCGAUAUCCUCCUUUAUACGAUCCGUCCGCGAAUCUCGGCCGGAUCUCAACAUUGUCGAAAAUGAACUCCAGUCCAUCAAGAGGACGCUUGAGCUGCUUCGCGAAGAUCUCGACACGGCAUCCGGUAGCGAAGCAUCACCGGCACUUCCUAUCUCGUUUAAGAAACAAAUCCUUGGAAUCAUAGACUGUUGUGCUGCCACAAUUAAGCAGAUUCAAGAAUCCCUUGAAAAUUCUCGCAGCCUUCUGGCCAAGUCUGUCGUUGGCCAAGCCAGAUGGGCCACUAAUGGAAAAAUAGAUAUCCAAAGACAUCGCUCCGUGCUCGAGUCCAAUAGACGUGCAUUAGAGAUUGCGGUCGACCUACUUUCCUGGACGAUGACAAGAGAAGUUAAGGACACAACUGUCGUCCGAGAUGAUACUUCUCACAUCAAGCAAGACACGGUGCGAAUUCUGGAGGAAAUAGCCAGGCUACAGGAGCAACUACCUCGAGAUCUGACACAACCUAAUGAUGAGCGCGGACUAGUGCUAGACAGAUAUCUGGAAAGCCUAACGUCUUACACCGAGACACUCAAUGCCGAAAUGGACGCCGAGUGGGACAGCAAUAGCAACGAUCACCUGUACCACCUGUCUAGAUCUGACGGGGAUGCACUGCCAAACGAUCCGGUUAUUUCCCAGCCUUCUCAAGCUCAACUUCCCUUGCGCCCUUUGAGCAACCAGGCCCACGGAGGCGCCUUGGAGAGUCUUCAAAAAAUGGGCUUUACAGAGCAACACUCGACCCUUCCCAAAAGCUUCCUUCUCGCAGUCAAUAACCGCAUUUCGAGAGACCAGUUCCUUCAACUGCGAACAGGGAACCUGCCGUUCAAGAAAUCCGCACCGUUGCUUACCAUCGGGGCUUUCCUCUUCCCGGGCACACUCCGCGUCGUCACCCAGCGCAGGUCACUCAGCGACAUUGCGCAGAAUAUGACACCAGCGGUGCUCCGCGGGUAUCAACGGCGUGCAGUCAAGGGUGUGGCAUAUCCAGCGCUUAUCCCGAGUAUUGAUCCGAAUGUUGAGACGACAGGAAUGAUGAUAUUCGGUCUAAACGGUCCGGAUCGGAAGGCAAUGGAUGCUUUCCAAGGGGGCAUGUACGAUUUGAGCCGGGUGACGGUAGAGAUUGAACUCGAGGAUGGGACUAAGGAGUUCCCUGAGGCGUUGGCCUUUGUUUGGAAUGGGCCGUCAACGGGGCUUGUUCCAGUGGAAGACAUGUCUUGGUCGCCGUUGGAUAUGCUCCAUGAUAGAUGGUUGUCUGGGAUACUCAAAAUGGUAGAACACGAGGAGGAGGCACUUUAG